Molecule: messenger RNA, 3826 nt
Organism: Suncus etruscus (white-toothed pygmy shrew)
Lineage: Eukaryota; Metazoa; Chordata; Mammalia; Eulipotyphla; Soricidae
Gene: SLC8A3
Product: solute carrier family 8 member A3
Exons: 8
Coding region: 122-2905 (927 amino acids)
Biological process (GO): cell communication; calcium ion import across plasma membrane; sodium ion transmembrane transport
Cellular component (GO): sarcolemma; postsynapse; axon
Molecular function (GO): calcium:sodium antiporter activity
Source: RefSeq, a predicted model, not a curated record
CACGCAUCUCGCUCCGCAGAACCCGCUAGCUCUCUUGGGAGACCCAGGGAGAGGACUCGGUGUCUGGCCUGUCAGGAGGACCAUUGGUGCUGCCGUGGAAGCCAGCGGCUAGAUCUCGUGUAUGGCGUGGUUAAGGUUGCAGCCUGUCACCUCUGCCUUCCUCCAUUUUGGGCUGAUUACUUUUGUGCUCUUCCUCAAUGGACUUCGGGCAGAGGCUGGUGGCUCAGGGAAUGUGCCCAACACAGGGCAGAACAAUGAAUCCUGUUCAGGGUCAUCGGACUGCAAAGAGGGUGUCAUCCUACCAAUCUGGUACCCAGAGAACCCUUCCCUUGGGGACAAGAUUGCCAGGGUCAUUGUCUAUUUUGUGGCCCUAAUAUAUAUGUUCCUUGGGGUAUCCAUCAUUGCUGACCGCUUCAUGGCAUCUAUUGAAGUCAUCACUUCUCAAGAGAGAGAGGUGACCAUCAAAAAGCCCAACGGAGAGACCAGCACAACCACAGUUCGGAUCUGGAAUGAAACUGUCUCCAAUCUGACCCUUAUGGCCUUGGGGUCCUCUGCUCCUGAGAUCCUCCUCUCUUUAAUCGAGGUUUGUGGUCAUGGGUUCAUUGCUGGUGAUCUGGGACCUUCUACCAUCGUUGGCAGCGCUGCUUUCAACAUGUUUAUUAUCAUUGGCAUCUGUGUCUAUGUGAUCCCCGAUGGAGAGACUCGCAAGAUCAAGCACCUUCGGGUCUUCUUUGUCACAGCUGCUUGGAGCAUCUUUGCCUAUAUCUGGCUCUAUAUGAUCCUGGCAGUCUUUUCUCCUGGUGUAGUCCAGGUUUGGGAAGGCCUUCUCACUCUCUUCUUCUUUCCUGUGUGCGUCCUUCUCGCCUGGAUGGCAGAUAGACGACUGCUCUUCUACAAAUACAUGCACAAAAAGUACCGCACAGUGAAACACCGAGGAAUUAUCAUAGAGACAGAGGGUGAGGCCCCCAAGGGCAUUGAGAUGGAUGGGAAAAUGAUGAAUUCUCACUUCCUCGAUGGGAGCCUGGUGCCCCUGGAAGGAAAAGAAGUAGAUGAGUCCCGCAGGGAGAUGAUCCGAAUUCUCAAGGAUCUUAAGCAAAAACACCCAGAGAAGGACUUGGAUCAGCUGAUAGAGAUGGCCAAUUACUAUGCUCUUUCACAUCAACAGAAGAGCCGCGCUUUCUACCGGAUCCAGGCCACCCGUAUGAUGACUGGUGCUGGCAACAUCCUGAAGAAGCAUGCAGCAGAACAAGCCAAGAAAACUUCCAGCAUGACUGAGGUGCUCUCAGAUGAGCCUGAAGACUUUGUCUCCAAGGUGUUCUUUGACCCCUGUUCUUACCAGUGUCUGGAGAAUUGUGGGGCUGUGCUUCUCACAGUGGUGAGGAAAGGGGGGGACACAUCCAAAACAAUAUAUGUGGACUACAAAACCGAAGACGGUUCUGCCAAUGCAGGGGCUGACUACGAAUUCACAGAGGGCACAGUGGUUCUGAAGCCAGGAGAGACCCAGAAAGAGAUCUCCGUGGGCAUCAUCGAUGAUGACAUUUUUGAGGAGGAUGAGCAUUUCUUUGUGAGGUUGAGCAAUGUUCGCACAGAGGAGGAGCAACCGCCAGAGGAGGGGAUGCCUCCUGCCAUACUUAAUAGUCUUUCCCUGCCUCAGGCUGUCCUGACAUCCCCUUGUGUGGCCACAGUCACUAUCUUGGAUGAUGACCAUGCAGGCAUCUUCACUUUUGAAUGUGACACUAUUCGUGUCAGUGAGAGUAUUGGUGUCAUGGAGGUCAAGAUUCUGCGGACAUCGGGUGCCCGGGGCACAGUCAUCGUUCCCUUUAGGACAGUGGAAGGGACAGCUAAGGGUGGUGAGGAUUUUGAAGAUACAUAUGGGGAGCUGGAGUUCAAGAAUGAUGAAACUGUGAAAACCAUAAGGGUUAAAAUAGUAGAUGAGGAGGAAUACGAAAGGCAAGAGAAUUUCUUCAUUGCCCUUGGUGAACCGAAGUGGAUGGAACGUGGAAUAUCAGCGCUCCUGUUGUCUCCAGAAGUGACAGACAGGAAGCUGACUGUGGAGGAAGAGGAGGCCAAGAGGAUAGCAGAAAUGGGAAAGCCAAUAUUGGGUGAAUACCCCAAACUGGAGGUCAUCAUUGAAGAGUCCUAUGAGUUCAAGAGUACGGUGGAUAAACUCAUCAAGAAGACAAACCUGGCCUUGGUAGUGGGGACCCAUUCUUGGAGGGACCAGUUCAUGGAGGCCAUCACUGUCAGUUCAGCAGGAGAUGAAGAAGAGGAUGAGUCCGGUGAGGAGAGGCUUCCAUCCUGCUUUGACUAUGUUAUGCACUUCCUAACCGUCUUCUGGAAGGUUCUGUUUGCCUGCGUGCCACCCACAGAGUACUGCCAUGGCUGGGCCUGCUUCGUUGUCUCCAUCCUCAUCAUUGGUAUGCUCACGGCCAUCAUCGGGGACCUGGCCUCCCACUUCGGAUGUACCAUUGGCCUCAAGGACUCUGUCACAGCUGUUGUUUUUGUGGCAUUUGGCACCUCUGUGCCAGAUACGUUUGCUAGCAAAGCUGCCGCCAUCCAGGACGUGUACGCGGACGCCUCCAUCGGGAAUGUCACGGGCAGCAACGCGGUCAAUGUCUUCCUGGGCAUCGGCCUGGCCUGGUCCGUGGCCGCCAUCUACUGGGCCAUGCAGGGACAGGAGUUCCACGUAUCUGCAGGCACGCUGGCCUUCUCUGUCACCCUUUUCACCAUCUUUGCAUUCGUCUGCAUCAGCGUGCUCCUGUACCGCCGGCGGCCCCACCUGGGUGGGGAGCUGGGUGGCCCUCGUGGCUGCAAGCUUGCCACCACGUGGCUUUUUGUGGGCCUGUGGCUCCUCUAUAUACUGUUUGCCACGUUGGAGGCCUACUGCUACAUCAAGGGGUUCUGAGGAAGAGACUGAGGCCUCCCUCUCCCAGGGCCGGCCUGGGACUUCUUAAGAGAAGGGCGCCCUUCCUCCUUGCAGCCCUAGGAAUGUCACCGACCUUGCCCUGACAAGUGAACUGAAGGUCAGGCAGAGUCUUUCUUCAUCAGGCCAAACAGAAUGGAGGAAACACCCACUACACAGAGUAUUUAAUGCAACACCAACCAACAACAAACAAACCAACAAAUCCACCUCCACCCCAUUUUUUGCCCCCUCCUGUGUCCCUGACCCAGACAGACAGAGCAGAGGUCGGACCCUCAUCACCUUCCAUUCUGUCUUCUGCUGACUCCUUGGCAUCUGCCUUGCCUGGGCGACCCCUCCCGGCCACCCCCUUCUCCGUGUGUCCCAAUCACCCCCAUUCUCUCAUUCAGCAGGCAAGGCGGGAAAAUGAGCCGUGUGCUUGGGUGGGACUGGCGAGGGCUCUUUUCAUCAUGGCUCUGCUUGUUUAGUUUCUUGUUAUUGCUGUUCGUUCUGUCUUUUCUUUCCGAAGUUAGUGAUCAAGGUGCUGUGAAGGGACUCGGGGUCUGAGCUGACAGACAUUAUUAGCACGGAUUUUAUUUUCAGAAGUCCCCACCGUACCCCCACUCUGCACCACUCUCACCGGCUAACUGCUAACUCUGGGCUCCAUUAAGGUCCUGUCCUCAAUCUCCUUUUAUUUCCCCCACCCCAAUCUGCAUUUUUUAUAAGGUUGACGGUGUAGGAAAGGGAGCCAAAUCUGAAGACACCCCAAAUCCCAUCCUACACAGGGCAUGCAGGAAUGGGACUGAGGCCCUUCUGGUGGACCCGUUAUGUGCUUAUGUUAAAGUUCAAGUGAAAAACAAGUUAUUAUUGUCUUCCCUGCUCCAGCCUUAUUGUGUCAGAGUCUAAGAUGACCCUUCUGUUAAAAAA